This is a messenger RNA of Amoebophrya sp. A25, 4318 nucleotides long. Lineage: Eukaryota; Dinophyceae; Syndiniales; Amoebophryaceae. The record is from the annotation of a GenBank genome assembly.
CGAGAAGAAAAGCUGCUAACGUGAGUUUCUAUCAGCCGAAUAGCUAGGUAACUCAUUUAUCUUACAUUCGUCUGGGAAAUCUUAGGCAGCCCGACGAAAAGAUUCAAAUCGUCACCAUCUUACAGACGAGAAACACCACGAGCAAGUUAUUUCAUUCAAUCAAUCUUGACAGACCUACUAAUAUUGAAUAACCCUCAUUAAAUAAAAUUGACAGCGUUAAUCAUGUCGUUAAUAUGGUCGUUCAGGAACAAAGAUCAGGGCAUGCUGUCGCCUCUCCGCGAAGUGCGUGAGUCGGGUGCGAGGCCACGAUCAUAGACGUGUCCGGACCUCGACGUCUGGAAACGACAAUAUGUAGACAGGAAAGCGACCACACGGACGCUGCAAGAGCAGGAGAAGCUACAGUAGGCUCCUUCGAACGUAACGAAUAUAGACCCUCGUUCGCUCGGCAAGGCGAGGAGAGUUUUAUACUAGGCCGGGUUUUACACCUCGAAAAUCGCGCAGGAGCAAGCCUGCAUCGCUGCCACGAUCACACGAGACGACGAAGCAAGCCUUUUUUUUCGCUUCACGACCAGCUUCGCAGACCAGGUUUGGCUCUGACGACGCAGAUAAGUGUACUUAUGAAGUAUCCAGUCUCCUGUUCUCGACCACAGACCACUGACUGCAUCGAAAGAAAAUCGCAAGAAUCACAUCACGACGUGUCGUCCCGGUAAAAGAAACCCAAUAAAGAUAUACCACCAUACCACCAAUUGUUCUUUCUUCUACUGCUGCGUGGAGACUUAGCCAUCGAUGUCGUGGGAAACUUUGCGAGCCGUCUAAUUGCUAGAGGACCACUCUGACAAGAUGGAUCUAGCAACGAAUCCUUGCAAUGAGAUUCUCUACAUUGCCUUCAACCAGGACCACACGUGCUUCGUCUGUGGAACCGAAAAUGGAUUUCGUGUGUACUACCUUUUGAAUCACUUUUUUUUCCACUUGUUUUUUGAUGCACGAAUACCGAUGUACUAGUUGUAGUUAGUAUGACGAAUUUGUAGCAUGGUAGUAGGGUAGUCACGAAGAAUCAACGGUCUCUGCACAGGUAUUUUUGUCGUAUGAUUCAGAUAGCACGAUGAAGAUGAUUCAACCGCAUGAAGGUACAACACGGACCCAUUUCGGCUCACGUUUCGGCGGGAGUUCGAAGGAGGCGGGGGGCUGUGCAUCGUAGCAAUGCUCUUUCGAUGCAAUAUCCUCGCCUUAGUAGGGGGUGGCGUAAAUCCGAGGUUUCAGCCACACAAGGUUUAUGUUGAAAGGCUUUUUUCGUAGAACAGUAACAGAUAGGUUGGUAACUACACCGCUUCUAGGUUUUGUGACUCCUGUGCUACUAUUAUUUUCUUGAGUCUCGACGUAGUUUUAGAAUCUAUUAGAACGAACAAGAAGUUGCGCUUAUGACUGGGUAGUCCUCUCAGACCUUUCAUGUCGCGAUGAUUUGGGACGAUAAAACGCCGCGUUGCAUAGCAGAGCUGAGCUUCCGAUCACAGGUUAGGCAGGUAAAGCUGCGCCGAGAUAUCGUGCUUGUCAUGAUCGAUAGGAAAGUGUACUUUAGAAGUUUACCUUUGGAAUUGGAUUCAUUUCUUCUAAAGGGCGAAGCUUGUGGAGGCUAGUAUGUAUUAAGUAUCUACUUCUACUAGUACAACAAGAACUGCCUCAGGCAGCUCAUGUCUCAUGUGCUGUCCUGUUAUAUGAUUUCGUCUUUUUUUGGGACCGAUAGAUACGUACCAUGACCAUGCACUUGAUGAAUUUGCAUACAACUUAGGUACAUAUACCGGUUUUCUGACUUGACGCUGAUAGACCAUAUAGAGACGUUUCCGAACCCGAGAGGGAUAUGCACUCUCUCAGCUGCCCAGGAUAGGACUGUGCUAGCCUGCCCAGGUGUACAGAAGGGGAAGAUACUCGUAGUUUUCUACGAUCAACAAAAGAUACAAGCGGCGCAGUCAGGCAUGAAUCAGGAAAAGGAUGGUACUACUACUAAGGUCAUGAAUAGAAUUCUUCAGAAAAAUUAUAUAUAAGAUAGAGGAUUCUCGUCACCUACAGACACUAAGUAACUAUCUUCCAGGUAGUGACUUCACGAGAAUGCAGAAUUGUAGGGAGAAGACGACGCUGAUAACCGCGCAUGAAUCCAAAGUAUCCACGCUCGCGCUCAAUUUCGAAGGAACCCUUGUUGCGAGUGCGAGCGACAAAGGCACGCUUGUGAGAAUGUACUUCUAUGAAUCGUUCUUGUGGUCUAGAGCUUUUUUAUUUUAUUUGCUACUAGCUACUUGCUUCCCAGCGCUUCAAAAAAUUCAAAGGGUAUGAUAAUGAUUGAGCAGCUCUCUCUAAUCAUCAUCAGUUUUUGCUUAGUACAGAGAUGCAAGAACGUCGAUUUCGCAUUCUCUCCUUCUUGAUUAACGAACAACAAAAAGAAAAAUGGUAAGCAUACCAACUAGAUUCGAUGCUGAGACGGGUGGCCUCUUGCAAGAAUUGAGACGUGGAGUAGAUAGAGCGGAUGUACAGUGUAUCACGUUCAAUCAGAACAGUCAGUGGUUGGUCCUGAGCUCUGACAAAGGAACGAUUCACGUCUUCGCUGUGCGAGAAGCAGUGACGAAUCUCGCGUUAGGCGAACCAGGUAGCUACUAACUUACUUACCUACCUACUUUGCUUGUAAAAAUAUUGAUGUUAGUGACAGGGCAAGAUGUUGUUAAGAAUUGGUAGUGUCUAAACCCAUAUUCUCUUUCUCGCCUUCUCUCUUCGUCCCACAGAAAGCGCGAUCGCGAAUCGGCGCAGUAACUUGUCCUUUCUAGGACUGAGCUAUUUUUCAAGUGAAUGGUCACACGCGCAGUUCAGGGUCCAAGAUUAUCGCUCCAUAGUCUGCUUCGCCUCCGAGCCCAACACUAUAGUGGUGGCUUGCGCAAACGGGUAAAUAUGAAUUCAAGUUUUAGCAGUUAGCAGGAUACUUUAGGAUACUUGUUGAUAGUUACCCUUUUCUCUUUUAUAUCUUCCUCUGGUCUGUCUUUUUUCUAGUUAGGUCGGCUCCACCACAAAUUCAAGUAACUCCUGUUUUAAGGUGCAACCUAUGUAUAGAUACGACUACCAGGCGGAGUACGUCAUCUUGGUCUUCUGCUAUAGUUGUGAUGAUGGAAACAGAUGCUAGUACAGACAAACGUUUGAUAUUAGAAUGUUCAUAAUGGCAACCAUAUAAACCUAUGGUCGGUCCUAGGUCUUACUUUAAAUGCCGUUUUGAUCCGGUUGCUGGUGGGGAGAUGGUCCGUGAAGAUUUCAAGACGUUUAGCGCAACAGAGGAGGGCGAAGGAGACUAACGAAGUUACGUGUAGAUGGAAAACGGAAUUAUCAUUUCUUUUCCCAAGUUGGGCAAAUGUGGGGGUGUCGAUCUUGGUAUCGCCCGCCAUCUGGUCUCUAGGGUGGUCGAGAAUGACUAUAACAGGGGCACAUACAUACAGGUGACGAGGCUCAACUAUGCGGAGAAAGUAGCGCUUACAUCCUCUUAUGGAUGUUAGCUUGAAGGCGCCCGAAAUGUGUUGGCCAUGUUAUCGAUAGACAACUGUAUCUUUACCAUCUGUGCUUGUUAGUUUUCGUACAUCAUGUAUGUAAAAGUAGGGACGAGUUCGAGCAAGGGGCAUGAAAGACAAGUAAGACUCGCUUAUGGAGUCCUGUGUCUGAUAGUCAAAUUGAUUUUGCGAUUUCCGAUCAUUCUAACUAGAACAUUCCAAAGAAACUGUUAGCCAAUAGCACUAGAAAUAUCAUUUGAGUAAUCAUUGUCAUUCAUUGUUUUUUUGUUUAUGGUCCAUAUUUUAUUUCGCUGAUGAUUCCGCGCGUGAAGAUGAACCUGAUAAGAUGUUGGUCUGAAGAUGAUCUGGGGCUUGAUGUGUAGAUGGAUCUUCUGAAGACGUGAGCAGGUACUAUCUAGUCGUGUCUACUUCUGACUGGCGACUCGCAGGUAUCAAUGAAUAUCGACGCGUCUUCAUGAAGGAUCAUCGUCGCCUCUUGCCUAUACGCUCACCCGUUCACAGGUGAGCCAACUCCUAUCCUAUCCAUCGUCAAUGUAGUUGUCUACAUGCGUAUUUUUGUAUUUCAGUCAUUUUGUUCAUCUCGGGACCACAAACUGCAGCCCAACUCUCAAAGAACUGGUUAAUUCGAAGAGGCAAGCAGGAAGAACAUCAAAUAUUUAUGGAGAUGGAGACAGGCAGACGUGUUGUGUCCGGGAACGAUGGGGAUGUUAAGAAUCAUCGUUAUAUAUUAAAUAUAUGACUCGGGGCCGGACGCCCCCCCCCUGUGGUCUGGUCUGUGGUGC